Medicago truncatula (barrel medic) is the source of this 802-nucleotide messenger RNA. Its product is annotated as casparian strip membrane protein 1. Lineage: Eukaryota; Viridiplantae; Streptophyta; Magnoliopsida; Fabales; Fabaceae. Bases 89 to 673 code for a protein of 194 amino acids. The record is from RefSeq and is a predicted model, not a curated record. The transcript has 3 exons.
CCAUUUCCACAUUCACAUUCCAAUAUAUCUAGCUCAUACACAUCCUUAUAAUAUAUUUCUUUCAAGCUUCUUAUUUUUAAAGCAAAAAAUGUCAACAACCAUUGAUGUCCCAGAAUCAAGCAACAUUAACAAGGAAAAAACAAUUCUAGUUGCACCUGCUAGGCCAGGAGGAUGGAAAAAGGGCACAGCCAUAAUGGAUUUCAUUCUAAGGUUAGGUGCCAUAGCAGCGGCUAUUGCCGCUGCCGCCUCGAUGGGAACAAGUGAUCAGACUCUCCCUUUCUUCACUCAGUUCUUUCAAUUUGAAGCUAGCUAUGAUAGCUUUACAACCUUCCAGUUUUUUGUUAUUUCAAUGGCAAUUGCAGCUUCCUACUUAGUUCUAUCCCUACCAUUCUCCAUUGUAGCCAUCAUUCGCCCUCAUGCGCCUGGACCAAGGCUUUUCCUUAUUAUCUUAGACACCGUGUUUCUUACUCUGGCCACUUCAAGUGCUGCUGCAGCUGCUUCCAUAGUUUACUUGGCACAUAAUGGAAAUCAAGACACAAACUGGCUAGCCAUUUGCAACCAAUUUGGAGAUUUUUGUGCACAGACAAGUGGAGCAGUAGUGGCAUCAUUUAUUACUGUGGUUGUUUUAAUCUUGUUGGUUGUGAUGUCUGCUUUGGCUAUUGGGAAGCAUUGAAAAUUAAGAUUGGAUUAUGCUAUAGAAGCCUAAGUUACAUAUUCAAUUGUUGUCAGGUUUUUCAUGAGAUGUCAUGAACUGUGUUAAAUUGAUUUCUUGUAUUGAUUUUGGGAAAUUGUUGUUAUGGAA